AUGACUUCCGACUACCCGCAGAUCGACUUUUACGACAUCUCGUGCCUCACCACGGAGGAGUCAUGGAGCCCCUUCACGGCGCGCACCUACGUAGCCCUGCGCUUGCUCGAUAUUCCCUUCCAACGACACCUCGUCCCUAUGGCGCGCAUCAACUCCACCCUCACCUCCCUUGGCGCCCCUCCACCCAAGUCUGAACGACACACACUCCCCGCCAUCACCAUCACCUCCUCUGGCAAGAAAGAGUGGAUCACGGAUAGCUCCGACAUCGCGGAAAAACUCCAAGAUCUCUACCUCUCCUCCAACCACCCUCUCUCGACCUCGCUCUUCCCCGACCCGCACUCUCGUUCUUGCGUGGAACUCGUGAGGGAAUGCUUCAAAUCUUCCCUCUACACCGCCGAUCACAGGUGGAAAUCCGUCAACCCGGCGAUCUACAAGAUCCUCGAGCCCGAAUCUUCCGAGUACUACAUCACCGACCGGACCGUCCAAUGGGGCAAACACCCGCAGGAGAUCCUCGACACCGACGCAGCCGCAAACGAAGCCCGAGACGGUGGCGUCAACCAAGUCUACGCCAAGAUCAUCCAGCCUUUCGCACAGCUGUACGAUGACAAGGAAAAGGAGGGGGUUUGGCUGGGUGGUGAACGACCGAUCUAUGCGGAUGUCAUGACCCUAGCCCUGUUGCAGUGGCUCAAGUGCGCCAAUCAGGACGCUUUCGAGCAAGGAUUGAGCAUCAACGGUGGUGUAUUGCAAAAAGCCUGGAUGGAAGGACAGCCAUUGCUCAAGUGCUAG
Pseudozyma hubeiensis SY62 is the source of this 786-nucleotide messenger RNA. RefSeq lists its product as hypothetical. The record is from RefSeq and is a predicted model, not a curated record. Lineage: Eukaryota; Fungi; Basidiomycota; Ustilaginomycetes; Ustilaginales; Ustilaginaceae. Bases 1 to 786 code for a protein of 261 amino acids. The transcript has a single exon.